ACUUGACCAGUUCUUUAAUCUCUCUUUAAUCUUUUAAAGAUUCCUGCCAAAAGGAUCUUUAAAUCAUUUUUAUGGAUCAUAACUUCCUAUUGGAUAAUCGGAAUAGUGACGUCAGCGAUCGAGCUUCUAACCUUCCCAUUGGCUCAUCGGGGUAGUGACGACAGCAAUCGAUCGUCAGCAGGAGUAAGGAGUAUGCACUGCGAAGCAGAGGAUCAAGCCUCAAGAAGAAGACCCCUCUCCUCCGGUCUUGCAGCCUAUAAAGAAAACGUCGCCAGAAGAACGACCAGGGUGGACUGAGAAGUGUGAGAGGGAGUGAGUAAUCAAGGACACAGACCAUAAUCUCGCUUUCUCCGGCGAUCUCCGGUGGCGUCGAUCACAUCACCGUCUUCUUCUUCUAUGAUCCACGACGAAAGCCGCGACCUUUCCUACGCAAGUUAGCUUUGAAGAGGAAUUUAUGAGAAAAUGGGGAAGACGAUUCAAGUUUAUGGAUUCCCGUCUGAUGUGACGGCUGCAGAAGUUAAGAACUUUCUAGAACAACGCACAGGCCUCGGCACCGUUUUUGCAAUCAAGGUCAGGCAGCCGAAGAAUGGCGGUGCAAGGUCCUAUGCCAUUGUUCAAUUCACGGCCACGAGAUGGGCAGAGCUUAUAAUCUCACUGGCCGACGAACGCCUCUGGUAUGGAAGAUCUUACCUCAAGGCCCGGGAGAUGUCGCAAGACAUUGUCCCGAAACCGAGAGUUCUCUCUCAUAACAUAUCGGAUUUGAGAAUGCACUUUGGCUGUCAGGUCUCAACUGACAAGUUUUCUGUCCUCUGGCGGGCUGAAAACGUUCAUUUGGCAUUUGGAACCGGGAUGAGAAAACUUCAUUUCACGAUAUCUUGCUGUAAUGCAGAUUACAAACUUGAGCUGCCCUAUGAAAACAUCUGGCAGAUUGAUUUGCAUUCACCCAAGGGAGAAUCUUCAAAGUAUCUUGUGAUUCAGGUAAUUGGUGCUCCUCGGAUCUUUGAGAAAGACAAUGAAGAAUCUGUCACGAUUCUCUUUGGACUUCGUGAUUUCUACAGAGAUGGAACCGAUGAGGAAUGGAUUAGAAGGACUGAUUUUACCCCUUCGUGUUAUGUCGGUCAAUCAUCUGCCUUCUGUGUGGAGCUUCCUGACUGGCUUGUUCUUCCCAAUUUCAGGGAGAAUUUCGCUAACUAUAAAGAACACAAAGGGAGCACCUUUGUGCUUGAAACCGGCUCUAGUUAUUCCUCAAACAGAAAUGAAUUGGUUCCAGUGGUAGAUCCGCCUCCUGGGGCCGAUUUGCCUUUUGAGAUCUUGUUCAAGGUUAACAUCUUGGUCCAGAACGCAUGUCUCUCUGGUCCAACACUCGAUAUCCGUUUCUACGAGCUGCUUGAUCAGGAUAAGUUUGACAGAGCUUUAAUAGAUCAUGCUCUCAGCAAACUGUUUCAUCUGAGGGAGUGUUGCUACGAACCUGCACGCUGGCUCGCUGAAGAAUACCGCAAAUGGGUUGCUCGUGGAAGGCUUCCACAGUCUCCUGCGAUAUCUCUGGAUAAUGGACUUGUUUAUGUGCACCGAGUGCAAGUAACCCCUUCAAGGGUAUAUUUCUGUGGGCCGGAGGUGAACGUUUCAAACCGUGUUCUUCGCCAUUACUCAGAGUAUACCAGCGAUUUUCUCAGGAUCUCUUUUGUCGAUGAGGAAUUGGAAAAGAUUCAUUCCACGGUUCUGUCUCCCCGGUCAUCUCGGAGGAGAACCCACAUAUACUACAGGAUCCUCUCUGUUCUCCGGCACGGGAUUGUCAUUGGUGAUAAGAAGUUUGAGUUUCUCGCGUUUUCUUCAAGCCAACUCCGGGAAAACUCUGCGUGGAUGUUUGCAUCAAGAGAUGGGCUUACAGCUGCGGAUAUAAGAAGGUGGAUGGGGGAUUUCAGCAGUAUAAAAAACGUAGCAAAAUACGCUGCAAGGCUUGGCCAGUCCUUCGGUUCAUCAAGAGAGACUCUCAGUGUUAGCAAGGAUGAGACUGAAACCAUUCCUGAUAUUGAGAUCACAGUUUCUGGGAAACACUAUGUGUUUUCCGAUGGAAUCGGGAAAAUCUCGUCUGCAUUUGCCGAUCUGGUCGCCAAGAAAUGUGGCCUCACGGAUUUCACUCCAUCGGCAUUCCAGAUUCGUUAUGGUGGGUACAAAGGGGUUGUGGCAGUGGACCCAAAAUCAUCAAAGAAGAUGUCUUUGAGGACGACUAUGAGCAAAUUUGAAUCUGAAAACACGAAGCUUGACGUCCUCGCGUGGAGUAAGUACCAGCCAUGUUACCUGAACAGACAACUGAUUACGCUUCUGUCUACGCUCGGAGUUAAAGACUGCGUCUUUGAGAAGAAACAGCGAGAAUCCGUGGAUCAGCUCGAUGAGAUAUUAACAGAUGGAUUGAGGGCUCGUGAGGCUCUUGACUUGAUGGCUCAGGGCGAGAACACGAAUGUCCUCAAAGAAAUGCUCUCUUGCGGUUACAGACCGGAUACCGAGCCGUUCCUCUCGAUGAUGCUGCAGAAUUUCCGGGCAUUGAAGCUGCUGGAACUCCGUACCAAGACACGGAUUUUCGUUCCACAUGGAAGAUCUAUGAUGGGCUGCCUAGAUGAGACCGGAAUACUAGAGUACGGUCAGGUUUUUGUACAGUUUUCGGAUCCUUUGAAUCCCUGGAAGCUGUUCCCCGUACAUGGAGAGGUUGUUGUGGCAAAAAAUCCAUGUCUGCAUCCGGGGGAUGUUCGUGUUCUGAAAGCUGUCAGAGUUCCGGAGUUGUAUCACAUGGUGGACUGCGUUGUUUUUCCACAGAAGGGUCCGAGGCCUCACCCGAAUGAGUGCUCAGGGAGCGAUCUGGACGGAGAUAUCUACUUUGUCUGUUGGGACAGUGAAUUGAUACCACCGAGGACAUCCGAGCCCAUGGAUUACACUCCAGAGCCUGCCCAGAUCUUGGAUCACGAUGUCACUAUAGAGGAAGUUGAGGAGUAUUUCACAAACUACAUAGUGAACGACAGCUUAGGAAUCAUCGCAAAUGCUCACACUGCCUUUGCGGAUAAGGAGCCAGCCAAAGCAUUCAGCAGCCAGUGCAUAGAGCUCGCCCAUAAAUUCUCCAUUGCCGUCGACUUCCCCAAAACGGGGGUCGCAGCCGAGAUUCCACCGCAUCUUCACGUGAAAGAGUAUCCAGAUUUCAUGGAAAAACCGGACAAACCCACGUACGAGUCCAUGAACGUGAUCGGUAAGCUCUUCAGAGAAGUAAAGGAGCGUGCCCCUCCCACCAUCGCCAUCAGGUCCUUCACUCUUGAGGUGGCUCGACGGUCUUAUGACUCGGACAUGGAGGUCAAUGGGUUUGAGUACUACAUCAAAGACGCUAUCUACUACAAAAGCAGCUACGAUAAUAAGCUAGGGAAUCUGAUGGACUACUACGGGAUCCAGACGGAGGCGGAGAUACUGAGCGGGAGUAUCAUGAGAAUGUCGAAGUCAUUCACCAGGAAAAGGGAUGCUGAUUCGAUAAGAAUGGCGGUGAGGGCGCUGAGGAAGGAGGCCAGGUCCUGGUUCAACACGUCGGGGGACGGGUACGAGGUGGUGGACGAGGAGAUGGCGAAAGCAUCGGCAUGGUACCACGUCACCUAUCACCCGGACUACUGGGGAUGGUGCAACGAUGGUCUGAAACGCGACCAUUUCCUGAGCUUCGCUUGGUGCGUUUACGACAAGCUGGUUCUGAUCAAGAAGCAGACCAUUCGGAGGCGGGAAGAUAUGGUAGCUCGCCACCUCAACCGCUCUCUGCAUCUCUGAAAAAUGUUUCAUCUUCUGCUGGAUUGUAUUGUGUGUGUGUGGUAGGAUUCGGAUGCGAUCGAGAGUCUUUGUAUUCCUGGUUUGGAUAUUAACAAACCGUGUAAAUGAAAUUCCGUCGUGGGUAGGACUUGACUCUCUA
Molecule: messenger RNA, 3931 nt
Organism: Tarenaya hassleriana
Lineage: Eukaryota; Viridiplantae; Streptophyta; Magnoliopsida; Brassicales; Cleomaceae
Product: RNA-dependent RNA polymerase 1
Exons: 6
Coding region: 463-3792 (1109 amino acids)
Biological process (GO): siRNA processing
Cellular component (GO): nuclear RNA-directed RNA polymerase complex
Molecular function (GO): RNA binding; RNA-directed RNA polymerase activity
Source: RefSeq, a predicted model, not a curated record